AUGUCGUCUGCGGUCAGCUUCCUGCCCUGCUGCAAGGUGAAGGUGGGCUUCCUGCCCUGCUGCAAGGUGAAGGUGGGCUUCCUGUCCUGCUGCAAGGUGAAGGUGGGCCUCCUGUCCUGCUGCAAGGUGAAGGUGGGCCUCCUGUCCUGCUGCAAGGUGAAGGUGGGCUUCCUGUCCUGCUGCAAGGUGAAGGUGGGCUUCCUGUCCUGCUGCAAGGUGAAGGUGGGCCUCCUGUCCUGCUGCAAGGUGAAGGUCGGCUUCCUGCCCUGCUGCAAGGUGAAGGUGGGCCUCCUGUCCUGCUGCAAGGUGAAGGUGGGCUUCCUGUCCUGCUGCAAGGUGAAGGUGGGCAUCCUGUCCUGCUGCAAGGUGAAGGUGGGCUUCCUGUCCUGCUGCAAGGUGAAGGUGGGCCUCCUGUCCUGCUGCAAGGUGAAGGUGGGCUUCCUGUAA
Oncorhynchus tshawytscha (Chinook salmon) is the source of this 447-nucleotide messenger RNA. RefSeq names its product keratin-associated protein 4-3-like. Bases 1 to 447 code for a protein of 148 amino acids. The record is from RefSeq and is a predicted model, not a curated record. Lineage: Eukaryota; Metazoa; Chordata; Actinopteri; Salmoniformes; Salmonidae. The transcript has a single exon.